This is a messenger RNA of Marasmius oreades (fairy-ring Marasmius), 1426 nucleotides long. RefSeq lists its product as uncharacterized. The record is from RefSeq and is a predicted model, not a curated record. The transcript has 3 exons. NCBI's taxonomy places the organism in Eukaryota, Fungi, Basidiomycota, Agaricomycetes, Agaricales, Marasmiaceae. Bases 48 to 1352 code for a protein of 434 amino acids.
UUUUGACAUAUUCGACAUAUUCCUGACCUUUUAACAAACAUACCAGCAUGGAACCACAAGGAACACCUGGAGAAGUGGCUCGGUAUGACAAAGCACAGGAGGAUUUUGAUAAGAACGUGGAAAAUUGGGAACGGUACAAAGGGGAGUAUAAAGAGAAGCUCGCAGAUCAACUGAUGGACAUGAUGGCAGAAGAAAAGAAGGAAUGGGAAGAGGUCCUAGAGACGAAGAAGGCCCAUGACAAUGCGAGGGAGGCUUCUGACACUACGGCGGAGCGUGCCAAGGCUGGUGCGACCCAAAAAAGGCAGGGAAAGCGCAGAGCGAGCGAUGGUGAUGGACAGCUGCCAAAAAAACGGGCUCGGGCUGUUUCCCCUGCGCCUUCCAAAACACCAGGCUAUACGGUCCCGCUCCCGACUGGAGACAAGCGGAAGGAGUUGCAAGGGAAGCUGAAAGAUAAAGAGUUCAAGGUUAUGUGGAGAGUUAUGUGCGACUUAUAUGGCCCUAAUCGGAAUCCGGAUGUCGAGCAGCUUAGUUUCGAUCACAAGCUCUUGUGUAGCGCUUGUAAAAAAGCAGUACCUGAGAUCGGAGACGUCCAGACAGUCCAGUGUGUCUUCACCGACAAGAACAACGCAAUUCAAUGCACGAACUGCAUAAAUUCCGAGUUCAAACCCAGGUGUUCAUUGCGCGACUAUCACAAGAAGAUUCGGACGUAUAUGAGGGCCGCGAAGAUCGAGGACCUUAAUCAAGAGAUGCAAAAGCUCAGGCGACUUACAUAUUUGUUCCAGUUCAAGAUGGAUAUCCACGUGCAGACGUCCGCCCGCGGGCUACUUGCGGAAGCUAUUGAUCACACGAGAGACAUGAUGGCGCAGAAGGGAAUGAUUGAGGGUGUUAUUUCGUCUUCGAAGAGGGAAAAGGAUGCUCACUCUCAAAUGCUAUCGGAGAAGAUGAAAGGUUUAUUGAGAGACGCACAAAGAGACUCGGAUGAGUUGCGAGAGUGGUUGAAGGCGCUGGCAGAGAAGGACAAGUCGUCCGCGGUCACCGACAUGAGGUUGCUGUCUACAACGAAUGACCUGGCGAGAAUUACCGCAAAAAGGCUACUUCUGAAAGCUGUUUUUCACAGCCGAAAAAUGGCAGCGCAGAAGAUAAAAUUCGAGGCGGAAUUUGUUUGGAGUUUGAGGAACGAAAAGGAUGCCCACUUCCAAAAGAUAUUGAAGGAGAUGGAGGAUUUCGAGGGAGACGCACAGAGAGACUUGGAUGAGGUGCGAGAGAGGUUGAAGGCUCGGGAGGAGAUGGAGGAGGAUCUUGAGGAUCUUGAGGAGGUGGUGGACGAGUUGGAGGACGAAGACGGGGAGUAGAGGGGGGUGGUAUUACCUUUGCGGAAUGUCCAUAUAUACGUACAUGGUCCUUUUUACCAACUUCCUUACCUGGA